Molecule: messenger RNA, 1717 nt
Organism: Mucor mucedo
Lineage: Eukaryota; Fungi; Mucoromycota; Mucoromycetes; Mucorales; Mucoraceae
Product: P-loop containing nucleoside triphosphate hydrolase protein
Exons: 8
Coding region: 107-1594 (495 amino acids)
Biological process (GO): mitochondrial respiratory chain complex III assembly; protein insertion into mitochondrial inner membrane from matrix
Cellular component (GO): mitochondrial inner membrane
Molecular function (GO): ATP hydrolysis activity; ATP binding
Source: RefSeq, a predicted model, not a curated record
CUUUUGUGUGUCGUACAUUACGCUGGGACUCCGAAUAAACAAACAAAGCAAACAAAAAAAAAAAAUAUCUGUGUGCCCUUUUUCGUCUUUAAAAAUUACACGCGUCAUGAAUCGCUCAUUAACACGCUCGUCAUUUCUAGCCAUACCAUUCACAUCCUAUUUUACAAAAAGUGCACCGGGUGAGGCAACAAGAGUCAUGUCUACCAUGACUCCUAAUGAACCAGGAAGUUUAGGAAGUAUUGUUGUCAAUGUUGCGGAGAAGUUGGGCAUAGGAGAGCUGGCUACGGGCGGUCUUCAAUUAGCUGUAAUUGGUGGUGCGGUUGCGGGAUUUAGAUACUUUGGCGGAUAUGUCUUUGAAUUUGUUAAAAAGAAGACGAUUGUUACUGCAGACUUUGAUAGUAGAGAUGAAUCCUACAGUUGGAUUUUGAACUGGCUUAGUGAGCAACCUUACAGUAAAAACACAUCCCGCUUCUCGGUCUCCACUAGUAUUCUUCGGGCUGGACAGAGAUUACCGGGCGAAGGUUUAGACGCUAUGUUGCCUCCUGUUUAUUUCUUACCUGCUCCAGGCAUGCAUUUCUUCACUUAUAAGAAUAGGUUAGUUUGGUUAUCCCGAGAGCGUCCCGGUACAUCUUCUCCAGCUGCAGCCGUAACAAAUUCCAGCGCUUUACUUGAACGUAUUCAAAUUAGUACCUUUGGACAAUCCAGAGAACUCUUACAAAGCCUCGUUUUUGAAGCGCAAAAACAGUUUAUAGAUCGUGAUAAAAGUCGAACCGUAGUAUUUGCGGCGGACCAAUACGGUGCUUGGAGAAGAACACGAUCCAGACCCAAGAGACCUUUAUCAACCAUUGUCAUCCCAACUAAUGUCAAGAGAAAAUUGGUAGAUGAUGCUCAAGAUUUCUUUCGAUCAGAACAGUGGUACAGUGACAGAGGUAUUCCUUACCGUAGAGGGUAUCUGUUGUAUGGAACCCCAGGUUCAGGCAAAACCAGUUUUGUUUAUUCUUUAGCUGGUGAGCUUGGUUUGAACAUCUAUGUCGUCAACUUGAGUAAUAAGAGUCUGACUGAUGAUACAUUAAGCGAGCUAGUAUCAGAUACACCCAGCAGAUGUAUCUUGUUGUUGGAAGAUAUUGAUGCAGCUUUUAACCAAAGAGUUAAGGGUGAUACAACUAGUGCCAACAACAUUACGUUUUCUGGCCUACUCAAUGCGAUUGAUGGUGUUGCAGCACAAGAGGGCCGUAUUCUUUGCAUGACCACAAAUCAUAUUGAUAGGUUGGACGAUGCUCUUAUUCGCCCCGGUCGUAUAGACGUUCGAGUUCAUUUUGGAAAUGCAACAAAGAGACAAGCACAAGAGUUAUUUCACAAAUUUUACCCAGGUUUACCUGUAAAGUCGGAAUUACCUUCCAUGUUUGCAAGUAAGAUACCAGAGGAGACUUUCAGUAUGGCCCAUUUACAAGGUUUCUUGAUGGGUCAUAAACAACAGCCGGAAAGCGCAGUACAAUUAGUAGAUGACUGGAUUGUUUCCCACCAAAAUGGAAAAGCGGAUGAUUCAACCGAGGAUAAAUUCUCAAUGACCACAUCUCAGGAUCUAUUACAAUAAUUAUAUGUGCAAAUAUCGCCAAAUAAAAAAAAGUGUGAAUUCAUGGGUCGGUAUAAGUAUCAAAGCGAAUAAGUGUACAACGAUUUUCUGUAUGUCUGAAAGCUAAUAAUGGUUGGAAUGUAC